AUGUCGAAGGGUAACGGAGUAAGUGAAUCCAUUCCAAACCGUAGAGUGUGUCACACACAUACAUACAGCGAAUUACAUAGUCUUGUUUCGGAAAUCCGUGAUCAGGUCCAGGUAAUGACCUCUUUAUUAAAUACUUCGUCCAACGAAUUGGAAGUGUUGGACGGUUUAUCAAAUACAACGAUGGAGCCAAAGCCGAAUAAAUAUGAAUUCCUAGUGAAGCCAGAUUUAGUUAUGUCGUUUACUCACUUUACGGGACGAGAGACUCCUCAACAGGCUGAAAUUUGGCUGUCGGAUGUCAAUGCCAUUGCGACGGCAAAUGAUUGGCCGUUUAAUAAUCGGUUAUACUAUGUUCGAAAAAACUUAGAGGGAGCCGCUCGCGAUUGGUUCAGUGAUAGGAAGAUCAUGGAUUGGUCUGAUUUCGAACAUCGAUUCCGAACCACUUUCAUACUCAAUACAAAUACAUUGGACCGCUACGACUUGUUGAAGGCGCGUGUCCAGAAGGAAAACGAAUGCGUUAUGGAUUAUUUCCAAUCCAAGGUACGUAUGUGCCGCCAACUAGCACUUCCGUUUGUUGAAACAAGAGAACAAGUGCUAAAAGGGUUAUUUUCGCGCGAUAUGGCUUUGUACGCGUCGAAAAGAGUUCCUCAGUCAAAAAAAGAACUUCUCCGCGAUUUGCUAAAAUGGGAGAAAAGGAAUCCAGCUCAUUCGCGGCGUUCCAAGUGCAUUGCUAAUAAAACUAGAAUGCCCGGGAAAACGAUUGUCCCAAAAACCGUUGAGAAGAUGCGGACCCGUUCAUGUCAGCGAAUGGGCCAAACAAGUGCCAGAGUGGUUGAAUCGGAGCCGCCUAGGAUCAGUCGGGUCAAUAUUCUUGCUCAUGUGAUACAAUUAAAAUCCUGGCAAUUGGAAAAUGCAUUAGGCGAAGGAAUGAGUCUGGAAGAAAAUAGUGACGAAUCUGGAGAAAAUGAUGAGACGACGGUGUGCAGACCAAUCAUGCUACAAAGGCCCCCAGGUAGGAGGAGAGAUAAUAUCUGA
Cinara cedri is the source of this 1032-nucleotide messenger RNA. The record is from the annotation of a GenBank genome assembly. NCBI's taxonomy places the organism in Eukaryota, Metazoa, Arthropoda, Insecta, Hemiptera, Aphididae.